GGAUGUUACUUUCCAUUGUGAAGAAGUUGAUUGUUUUCUGUGUUUCCGCCCCUCAGCGUGAGCUUAUCGUCACCAUCUGACUUUAAGUGAAACUCUCAUUGUGUCAUCAGCCCUCGUUUCUCUUCCUGUCUGCCUACUGCUGUCAUUUCAUCCUCCCUCUCUCACACACACACACACACACACACACACACACACUGUUCGGUUCUGCUGUUGAAAGGAUGAUUCUAGCGAGUAUGCGUCAACUUCUUCAUCUUUCUAGGGCGCUGCUGGAGCAGAAGCAGCGGCGGAAGCGUCAGGAGCCGCUGAUGGUCCAGCCGAACUCAGAGGGACGUCCGCGGCGCUCUCGGCCCCGCCGCAGUGAAGAACAAGCGCCGCUCGUGGAGCCGCACCUCAGCACUGCCAGUGACAUCAUCCUAGACGGCAUCGACGGCCCCGCGGCUCUGCUGGGUUCAGAAGCUCCAGAUCUGGGCAGUAAGAUCCAGGUUCUGUCGGUCAGUCCACCGCAGCAGCCCUCGCCGCCCGCCGCAGAAGAGCCGGAGACAGACGCUGACACCGACACACUGCUGGAGCCCAAAACUGACAUACACACACUACUGCAGAGACGUGGACUGUCUGGCAGCAUGAACUACGACGAGGUCAGCGAUGAAGAUGAUGAUGAAGCCGAAGAGCGAAGCCGAUCGCUGUCGCCGAACACAGAGAGCACUCGUCCUGCGUCGGCCUCCAGCACCAAAUCCACCACGGAGUGUCUCCCGGUGGGUUCUCCGUCGGCUGAGGGCUCCUCCGUUGAGGUGGAUAAUCUGGAGGAGUUUGUUCUCCGUCCGGCUCCGCGGGGGGUCACCGUCAAGUGCCGUAUCUCGCGGGAUAAGAAGGGCAUGGACCGCGGCCUCUAUCCCACGUACUUCAUGCACCUGGAGAGAGAAGACGGCAAGAAGGUGUUCUUAUUGGCCGGACGCAAGAGGAAAAAGAGCAAAACAUCCAACUAUCUGAUCUCUGUAGACGCCACAGAUCUGUCCCGUGAGGGCGAGAGCUUCAUAGGAAAGCUGAGGUCUAAUCUGAUGGGAACCAAGUUUACUGUGUACGAUAACGGCACGAACCCCUCGAAAACCCCCGGAGCACUGCUGGAGGAAACCAACACUCGACAGGAGCUCGCCGCCAUCUGCUACGAGACCAAUGUUCUGGGCUUCAAAGGGCCGCGGAAGAUGACAGUGAUCAUUCCCGGCAUGAACAUGAACUUCGAGCGGGUUCCGGUUCGGCCCGCGUGUGAGCAGGAGUCUCUGCUGAUUAAAUGGCAGAAUCACUCGCUGGAGAAUCUGAUCGAGCUGCACAAUAAAGCGCCGGUGUGGAACGACGACACACAGUCCUACGUGCUCAACUUCCACGGCAGAGUCACACAGGCCUCCGUCAAGAACUUCCAGAUCGUCCACGACAAUGACCCUGACUACAUCGUGAUGCAGUUUGGCCGUGUGGCGGAGGACAUCUUCACUCUGGACUAUAACUACCCCAUGUGUGCCCUGCAGGCCUUCGCUAUCGGCCUGUCCAGCUUCGACAGCAAACUGGCCUGCGAGUGACCAUGUGACACGCCUCACCCCUACACACACACACACACACACACACGGCUCUUCACUCAGGACACUAAAGCACAGUCGUCCUCAGGAAGAGGAUUUGUGCUAUAUCACAAUAAUUAGAAACAAAAGGACCAAAUUAAUCGUUUUGUAAAGGAAACGCAUCAAAUCAUUUAACCUUUUACUACCUGGAAUAACUGACAAGAAGAUCCUGCAACUUUUUCUCAAAAAAGAGAAUAUACGCAGGAUUUAUGCUUUAAUGGACCGAUAGAAAAGAGACUGAGGAAUAUUCUGAAAUGAGAGAGAUUUUAUUUAGGCUUUUUUAUGAUGUUUUCCGUGAUGUUCUGUAAGUGUCUGAUGGAUUUGAAGAGUAUGUUGUUGUUAGGGAGAAUCUCACAAACCGUUGAGAACAUUUUCUGCUCAGAAUUUUAUUGAAGCUUGUUCCUGCCAUGGGAUAAAAAAUAAAAAAGGUAAUUGUGAAUCACAAUUCUGACUUUUUUCUCACAGUUGUGAGAUUAUAUUUCACAAUUUGGACAUUUCUUCUCAAAAUUUUGAGUUUAUAACUCACAAUUCAGCAUUAAUGUCUCACAAUUCUGAGUUUAUAUCAUGCAAUUUUGCAUUUAUAUCGUGCAAUUCUGUGCUUAUAUCUCACAUUCUGUUUAUAUCUCGCUAUUCUGCGUUUAUAUCACAAUAUCUGUUUAUAUCGCACAAUUCUGAUUAUUUUGCACAAUUCUGAGUUCAUAUCUCUGAUUUUCUAUCUUACAAUGAGUUUAUAUCUCUCAAUUCUGUUCAUAUCUCGUAAUUCAGAUUUUUAUUUCUCAAAAUUCUGAAUUGCAAGAAAAAAAGUCUAAAUUGUGAGACAAACUUAGAAUUGUAAAAAUUGUCACAAUUACUUUUUUUUUUUUUUUAUCCCGAAGAAACAAGCUUCCAUGGACUUCACCACUGAAAUCAAAAGAAAAAAUUAUAUGGUGCAUUAAGAAAAUUAAACAAAAGAAUCAUGUAACAGAGCAAUUGGGAAUUACAGUAAAUUAUCCAGAUGCAUUAUGGUAGUGAAAGUUUUCAUAUCUAAAAAUAUGCCUCAUUGUCUUCAGGUAGAGUAUAGUUUCUUCUUUUUGUUAUCAAGGUGAUAUGUGUCCUAGAUGUAUCUUCAUGAGAUUUACAUUUUUAUUUGGAUGAUGUUGAUGUAUUUUUUGCAUUCUGCAUGUUCAAAUAUGACAUUUUUAACACCUUCUUUUUUAAAACGUGGUCCGUUAUUUGCUCACCAAAAGUCCCUGAGGAAACACAUUGCAUGUUAAUAAAUGAGGAGAAGCGCUGGACUCUACGUUAACCUUUAAAAACUGACGCACACCUCCGGUUCUUACUGCUUACUGCUGCAUGAAUGGUGAACAUUGCCUUAAAGGGAUAGUUAUAAAAUUCUGUCAUUAAUUACUCACCCUCAUGUCGUUCCAAACCUGUAAGACCUUCGGUCAUCUUCGGAACUCAAAUUAAGAUAUUUUUGAUGAAAUCAGAGAUCUCUCGGACCCUCCAUAGAGAGCAACACAACUGAAAUACUGAUGUAUUUACUACGUUUCUGGACCUGGGAACAUUUCAUUUCAUUCCUUUUUGGGGUGAACUAUCCCUUUAACACGUUGCUGUAGUGUAAAUAGCGUUUGAAUGCUGGGUCACAGAAGAACGUUUACAUCCUGAGAAACUGCUGAAAAAGGGAAGCUCAAGCACAUUUGUUCCUGUUUAGUGUGUUACCUGUUGAUAUGAUUGAUGUGUGUGUUGAUAUUCAUCAUAUGUUGUGUGUCUGUCAGCCAAGAUUAUAUACUAUAUAUAUAUAUAUAUAUAUAUAUAUAUAUAUAUAUAUAUAUA
Molecule: messenger RNA, 3416 nt
Organism: Onychostoma macrolepis
Lineage: Eukaryota; Metazoa; Chordata; Actinopteri; Cypriniformes; Cyprinidae
Gene: tulp3
Product: TUB like protein 3
Exons: 10
Coding region: 219-1568 (449 amino acids)
Biological process (GO): protein localization to cilium
Cellular component (GO): cilium
Source: RefSeq, a predicted model, not a curated record